Acytostelium subglobosum LB1 is the source of this 1641-nucleotide messenger RNA. RefSeq lists its product as hypothetical. Gene Ontology annotation, biological process: tRNA processing. Lineage: Eukaryota; Evosea; Eumycetozoa; Acytosteliales; Acytosteliaceae. Gene Ontology annotation, molecular function: ATP binding; ligase activity, forming carbon-nitrogen bonds. The transcript is spliced from 2 exons. Bases 1 to 1641 code for a protein of 546 amino acids. The record is from RefSeq and is a predicted model, not a curated record.
AUGUCCACAUUCAACAAGUCACUCAAACAGAUUCAGACACAUCAACAACAACAGACAGGUACCAUAAAGACAAAAAAGACUACUAAGAGAUCAACAACAGCUGAUGAUAAUGAAGUAACAAAGAUUAGAGAUGAAGCAUUGGCAUUGUAUUCAAAGUCACGAGCAACUUCAACCCUGAAUGAAGUUGAAGUCGAACGACUAUUAUAUCGAUUCAUCAAGAGUAUGAAUGAGUAUCCCGACAUACAGAAGAGCAAAUACAUCAUAGUCGCAGCUUCAGGCGGUGCAGAUAGCAUGGCACUGCUGUUCCUGUUGAAGGGAUGGUGCAAUAAUCAUGGAAUUGGGAUAGUCGCGGUGACGGUUGAUCAUGGUCUGACUCCACCCUCGGAGGACAUACCUGCGAUAUCAGAAUGCAUCAAAGCACUUGGUAGCGAUAUACAACAUAUUGUAAUGAAGGUCGACUGGGUUGGCAGCGGGCCCCCUGCAACUGGAUUGUUGGCGGCGUUGCGUCGACGUCGCUUUGACAUCCUGAAACAGAUAGCCGAGCGAUUCGAAGCCAAUGCAAUAUUCGUUGGAUCCAAUCGCAAUGAUCAAAUAGAGACCUUCAUACAUCGUUUACAACAUGGCAGUGGCAUCGAGGGCCUGGCGGCAAUGUCGCGGCGCGUCGACUCACCUGGCGGAAACAUCAGCGUCUACCGCCCACUACUAGACAUGUCAAAGGACGAGCUGUUUGGCGUAUGCAACGUGUACAAUGUCAGAUUCACACAUGAUGCCACCAACGAUAUGACAUCAUUCGAACGCAAUCGCAUCCGUCUGGCGCUGUCACGCAUGGACAUCCCUCCCAAGGACUUCAACUCAGUGCUGUCAAUCUUUCGCGAGUAUCGCAACAUGUUCCAACAACAGGUUGAAGAGUUCAUCAUGAACGAGGUGAUGCAAACAUUUCAUCGUUGUCUACCAAUGUUCUCUAUCCCGCUGAUCAGACUGGUCGAGCUGCCAGAACCCAUCGCAGUGCGCGUGCUGUAUCACGUGUCGAUGGCACUGCGUGGCGAGCACAUGUUCUUCAGACACAGCGAGUACGUGCGCAUGUAUCGUGCGUUAAAGCAUACCAACAGCAAGACAUUGGACAGGACAUUCUUCUACAUUGAGGACGAGUACCUUGUCGUCCACGGUCAGUCCAUCUUCCCUACACACACAAUCACAGUACCAAUCAAGCAGGCUAACUUGGACGGCAAGCCCAUCCAAUUUGGUCCAUACUCAAUAUCUAUAUCAAUACCAAGUACAGACAGUACUGUUUGGAGUGACAACAACAAUGUCAGCAACAACAACAACAAUGACAUGAUGGAUGUCAGUGCGGCCAACAAGACAGUGAUCAGGAAUCACAAUUUACAUUCUGUACGAUAUUAUGACCCGGCCACUGACGAGUCGUUUGGAGGACAUAUACGUAAGCGACUCGGAGUGAUAUCUAGGCUUGCCAAGACAUUGGUACCAGUGAUAGUGAACGAAGACAACAAGAUAUUAUGUAUUCCACAUACCAAGACAUGGAUGAUACCAUCCCGGUACAAUGUAUUCAUCACACAACGUGGGCCAGCCUUCCAACUGAGUCUAGAUCAAGAUGACAUGGAUAACGGUACUAUACUAACUUAG